This is a messenger RNA of Durusdinium trenchii, 309 nucleotides long. Lineage: Eukaryota; Dinophyceae; Suessiales; Symbiodiniaceae. The record is from the annotation of a GenBank genome assembly.
AUGAUACGUGUGGCAUGUGCCUUGAUACCUGGCAGCUGUUUGCCCAUAGCAGGCUUCUUCCAACUCAAGGUGGCCCGUUCACGCUUCGUGUCUCUGUGGGGCAGGCAUGGUCUUUCUGUGCGGAACACCUCGUGCUCAGGAUUUGAAGAUCAAUUGAAAGCCCAUGACCAGGAGAACCGGAAACUUGACGGCUGUCGCAGUCCUUGCGGAGGGGUUGUGGCAGGAGCGGUUGUGGCCGUCCCGUUCUCCGCGAUCUGUUUGUACAUCGAUUGCGGCGCCUCACAGCAUAGAGGCCUGAUGCAAGGAUAG